Molecule: messenger RNA, 1863 nt
Organism: Physcomitrium patens
Lineage: Eukaryota; Viridiplantae; Streptophyta; Bryopsida; Funariales; Funariaceae
Source: RefSeq, a predicted model, not a curated record
CAUCACCCUAGUGUCGGAACUCGCUUAUAUUUCUCUUCUCCAACCUUCGACUUUCACUUCACAGUGAGUGCAUUUUGGAUCUCUGUUAUUUUGUUCAUAGCAUAUCUCACCGCUUGUGUGGACACAGAGUAGGAACAUACUGGACAACCUGGGAUACCUUUGAACUUCUUGAUAUCAUUCUUGUAGGCGUUCCAUCUUCCACCAUGUCCACCAGCGUGGCCAGUAAAUCGGCCGAGGAGGUUCUCUACAGGCAGUUGAAGUACAGGGCUGUUGACCCCCUGGAGCACAACCUGCACUGCCUGGAUGUGUUAAUUAGGGGCGAACAGAAUUUGGUUCGGAGGAUGAUGUCCAAGUUCUCAAGCAGUAUGCGGCCAUUGGUCAGAAUGGGAUCUAUGCUAGACGUGAUAUUGAUGGCAGACAAAUCCAAAUGGCGAUCUGCUCAUCAAGCUGAUCUUGAUCGUAUGCGGAAAGGGUUAACUGACCUUGAGAAUCCCCUGAAGCCCCGACCCUCACAUCAGAACUUCGAGAAGAAGCGGUUGGUGAGCGCGAACCUAUCCUUUUCGACUUCAAAUAAAGUUGUCCUUUGGCUUGCGAGUGUCGCAGGCAUUGACUUGGGCAACGAGGAGAGUCUGUCUUGCGCCAUGGACGGUUUGACUGCUGCUUCAGUCGAUUACACGAAAGUUUGCAGUUGGGUCAUGGGUGGUGAUUGGUUUCCGAACAUACCAUUCUUGCAAAAGAUAUGUUCUGAUUGGUCAGAGAACACUAGAAGCAAGGUAAAGCAGCUUUGGAUUGUGACUGAAGUCCUGUACGCAACGAAAUUCACCGUGACUGGACGGCGAGGACUAUUCGGCAGGGUUAUGGCGCACGCCACAAUCGGAACUCCAGGAGUAGGUGUAGAUGCGGGCGGAGAUAUUGGCGUGAAGUGCAUCAAUGAAACGACACUGGAGCUGAAGGCCAAGCGAAACAAACAAUUUAUUGUUGGGUAUAGAACUAUGAGAGUGGAGUUCAACCCUGAUGGCAAGCCGGUACUAAUGAGGAAGGCGGAAGACGGAGGCCUUCGUGGAGAUGAUGACGAUUAUUUGGCAGCGAUGGGAGAGGACAUCUUUGAGGUCGACGAAUAUGAAAGCAAAGUUCUCAUCCCCCUGAUAACGCCUACUGAACAAGAGCUUAAUAACCCCCAGGCACAAGUUGUAGCACUCAAUUCCGAUGAUCCAGAGGCAACAGGUGCAUCGACCUGAUUUUGAAGUAAAGUGCUUGACCUGCUUGACCUACUAGCUGCUUGGUCCUCGUGGAGCUGCACUAUGUCGCAAUGGCGGGGGGUGUGUCGAGUGCGGAUUCGCGUGAGAAAUUCGACCGAUUUUGGCGUCAGAGAACCUUACCGACCUUGGCCCACUUACUAUACCGAUAGGUCCAAUUGAUAUAAUAAUGGGUCCCUUGCUGUAUUGAAUCAAAUUCAGCAACUGGUUGACAAUCUAACUUUUCCAUUGUUUUGACUUUUGAACAAUGGAUAGCUGUUUGACCUCUGAACAGAGGAUACAGUUGUGGAUGGUCAUGGACUUACAUGCCUGUUCAAAGUCUCUCCAAAGGGAGAGUGGCUGAUAGAUUCUAGCAAUUUGAUUAAUGUAGAAGUGGAAAUUGACCACUUGGGCUUCACACUCGAGCUCAAAGCCGAGAGGUAGACAGCUCCAGCAUGCCUACGUGGCAAGCACUACUUGUGAGGUUUAGCGCCAAGAGUUUGGUCUUUGGUUGAGAGUUCGGGUCUUAUAAGAUUGGGAAUCCAAACUCUCCUCAAGAGUCCAAAUCUCUUCUCUAAUUUCAAUAUAUUCUAAUACAUUUCUAACAUCCUAGACUUUGGACUAUCAA